Messenger RNA from Aspergillus steynii IBT 23096, 2670 nucleotides. RefSeq names its product ankyrin repeat and protein kinase domain-containing protein. Gene Ontology annotation, biological process: protein phosphorylation; RNA processing. Bases 218 to 2548 code for a protein of 776 amino acids. Gene Ontology annotation, molecular function: protein binding; protein kinase activity; RNA nuclease activity. Lineage: Eukaryota; Fungi; Ascomycota; Eurotiomycetes; Eurotiales; Aspergillaceae. The record is from RefSeq and is a predicted model, not a curated record. The transcript has 3 exons.
UCUCUUCCCCUUUCCUUCUUCGCCGACCCCCUAUCCAUCAUUUGCCAUCUACUAUCUUCGGCUUUUUCCAAAUCCAGGGACCCAUGCAAUCUUUUUGAUGAUGCAAGCUCCUGUACCCCAAUGGCAACAGGGUCUACUGUGUCUUCGCUCCCUUCUUCUUCCCGUCUAGUGACGCCGCAAGUCUCGUGAUCUUAUUAUUUGCAACACACCGUUCAACAUGCUGCGCCGAACCUUGCGCAGUUUCUCGCUUGAUGCCGGUCGUUCAUCGCUGGAGGGAGCUCACGACCAGGCAUAUCAACAAAGGCGAGAUGAUCUGAUCGAAGAGCUUCGUACGCGAUUGAAAGAUAGAAUGGAGAAGCGCGGAAGCAGUUUGGAAAAGUUCAUUUCGCGCGGGAGCUUGCAGGAUAUCUGGUCCGAGGAUCGCCUACAAGGAUUCAUCGACCUUUUGGCCCCGGGAUUCAACAAGAACUCGAUACCCGAUAUUCGAGGGCACUACAUUCAGACGCUUUCGAUUCUAGUGUGGAUCCGUUGGUCCGAUUGGUCACGGUUUGGAUCCGUAUUCUUCAGGCAGGGUCGCGCAGAUUGCAAUAUCCCCACAUACACUUUGGAGAUCUUGGAAGAACCGAGCUUUCUUGGCCCGCAGUGGGCGGACAGCUUUUUCGCCGAACAGUAUGUCUUUUGUCCGGUUGAUAUCGUGGAAGGGGAAAACAUUGUGCAAUCCGAGGAGUGGAGGCUUCCAUUUCUUGAUGGUGCUGGGCGACCUAGGUCCGGGGGGUUUGGCGAGGUGGUCAAGGAAUCGAUCGCCAGAGGCCACUUUUGCCCUCUGUUAGGGAAUGUCAAGGGGAAACCUUUGAAUCAAGAUCUUCUUGUUGCCCGCAAAAGCUUUGCUACUCGCCACGAUUUCAGAGAGGAGGUGAAGAAUCUCUCACUAUUGCGUGCCAGUCUGUCCAAGUGCGAGCGUAUUGUCUUGUCUCUUGCCACGGUCACUAUCGGGCGUAAAUUCAACAUUAUCUUCCCCUGGGCAGAUAUGGAUUUGGAAAUUUUCCUCGACGGGGGCUACAAAAAGUUCGGCAACUUCGGCCUGCAUGACCUAAUGAAAGAGGUAUCCAACCUGGCCUGGGCUCUUUCAUUCUUGCAUGAUGGUCUCCAGCCUCGACAUUUAAAAUGCCACCACAUGGAUUUGAAGCCACCAAAUAUUCUCAUCUUUGCCUCGGACCGAUUCCCCGUGGGAGAGUGGAAAAUCACCGACUUCGGCAUUUCCAUCAUCGAUGAGCCAGAUCGACACCCAAAGACAACGACUGUAUCACAAUUAGUCCAAAACAAAACGUAUCCUCCAUUGAGAGACGAUAUGCAGUACCGCACUAGUACUUACCAGCCUCCCGAGGCGUCUACGGACAGUCUAUUCGGGCGCCGAAGCGAUGUCUGGUCCUUGGGGGGUAUCUUGAUGCGCGUUCUUGCAUUUGGUCUCGGCGGGAUCGAGGAGCUUCAACGCCUAGACGAGCAGAGGGCAUUGAAUGAUGACGGCCUUCCAGGUGGUCUGAAUGACAGGUUCUAUCGAGGAUCUCCGCCCGUCCUGAAUCCUCAUGUAGAGUCAUGGCUUAACGCACUGCCCGGUCGAUAUCCCGAUUACCACCAAGAGUCCCUGGAGAAAUACAAGGAACUCCUAUUCAGAAUGCUUUCCAUCGAGAAACUCACAAGGCCGUUGGCAGGGGACGUAUUUGAAGAGUUGGGUAACAUUUUGAAAAAUGCCCCUCCCGAGCGCAAUGAAGGACCCGCUCGUGUCGGCUCAAUCAUGACAGCCCAGUCAGAUCCCCCAAGCGACCGCGGCAUCGGCAUCACUGCAACGGUCGCAUCCCUCGUCAAUGCGAUCAAGCAAAGGGAUAUUCUCGAGAUCCAGACACUAUUGAAUGGCCACGUCAUGGUCGAAGAAACCCACCACGGGGACAGACCCGUCAUCCACGCAAUCCGGGAAAACUGUCCCGCCGCAAUUCAAAUGCUUCGAGGCUACCAGCGAGACUUAGACCUUGAGACCCCCAGCUUAAAAGGCGAUACACCACUCAAGCUAGCCUCAGAGAUUGGAAGCGUUGUGAUGGUCGAAACCUUGCUUGCUGCCGGGGUAGAUAUAGAUGCCACAUCACAGCAUGGUAUGACAGCGCUGAUGGUUGCUGCCAAAUAUGGGCACGGGGCGACUAUUCAAACGCUCUUGAAUCAUGGGGCUAAUUAUAUGAUGUACUCAAACCAUGGGUACACCUGCGUCCAUUUUGCUGCAAUCAAUCGUCAGGCAGGGGGCGACGUCAUUCGUCCCUUCAUUGACACGCUAGAGACACUCGACAUUCCGGCCGAAGACGACGCCCAAACACCGUUCAUGAUGUUAAUUAAAUUCUAUACUGACACGCCUGACUGGUGGGAGAAAUAUGACAUUCUUCGAGAGGCUAACGCCAACAUUAAUUACGCUGAUGCAGACAAUAUGACACCCCUGUCUCUAGCCGUCAAACAAAACCAGGUGAAGCUUGCGGAGACGCUCAUGAGACAUGGUGCUAGGUAUUGAGAAGAAUUCGAGCAGAUAUGAGUGAUCAGGGCAGCAUUAGGUCAGGGAGGUCAGUACUAUUUGGACUACGACGAUCAUCUCGAGGGAGUUGAUGUGACACGCUUCUGUUUAUAUAUCUCGGG